AUGCGCAUAGAAGACAUGAUAACAACUGGCACAUUGCGAUCCUAUGGCGAUCAGAGUCCUGUCAAGAAAAUGUUACAUGCUCCAACAAUGAAACUCUAUGUUGUAAAAGAAGAACCAUUGCACAACAAGGAAAUUCGUAAAAACUUAAAAGACUGGAUCUCCUUUUGGUAGAACAAAUUCGCCAAUUCAAAUUUACAUGUCCAAGUAUAUGCUACCUUUUGGAAUACACCCGAAGGUUACGUGUCUAUCGUCAUGGAAUACAUGAAUGGUGGUUCAUUAUAAAAUCUCCUUGAGAGUAUGGGUUUCCUCCCAGAGAGAAGUAUCAAAUAGCUAGUACCACCUAUCCUCUAAGGAUUACAAAAAAUUCAUCAACAAGGAGCCCAAUGUCAUGGUGCUCUUGGCCCAUCACAAAUACUCUUCCUUAGAGAUGGCACUGUUAAAUUGGGUCAAGGUUUGUAAUACAGAGUUUAAGUCCAAGGAAAUUAAUUGUUUAAUUCCUACAUUCUUGGUAAACCGAAAGAUGUUCAAAGUCUGUAUGAUCCAACGAUUCUAGAAACCCCAUCUUUAUGGAGCAAGGCCUCAAGUGAAAAGGUUCAUUUCCCUGCUCAAGAAGAUUUCAUUUUGGAGAGAGCCAAUGACAUUUGGAAACUAGGUUGGCUGGUUUUAAACUGCGCUAUUGGAACUCUUGAGUUCCAUCCAAAAGCCUAGUAGAUCUAUGAGGGCUCAAGAAUCAUCAUUGAGGAAAUUGCAAAAUACACCGAUCAUCUCAAAGAUACAUGUUGUCUCCUCCAUAGUGAAGCCAAAGUCAUUUCAUUAGUUGAAUAGAAUCAAAAGACAGUAUCUGAACCUACCAAAAUAACUAUGCUAGAAUUACUCCCAUCUGAUAAAUUUAGUCCUGAAUUUAUUCAAUUUUUAUGUUCAACACUUAAAAUAGAUCCAAGAUAAAGGGUAUACACUGAAUAAUUGUUGCAACAUCCAUGGCUAGUAAGUGGUCGAGAUCCUAAAGGACCCAAUGUACAACUAAAGGAACUGCUUAAUAUAUCAAAUGCUUGGAAUGCAUUUCUGCCAGAAGAAUUUUAGGGAUAAGGAGCUCAAAAAUUAGAAAGACUUUGUGAUGCUCUAUAUUUGGUGUUGUAAAAUUCAGAAAGACCAACAGUCAAUAAGAUGUAACUACAGGAAAACAGUCCAAUUAUAAAAGAACUAUCUUAUGAUAUGGGUUUAAAUGCCAAAGCCGUAAGUGAUCGAAUUAUGUCAAUUUUCCAAUCCUUAAUCUGA
Messenger RNA from Paramecium tetraurelia, 1275 nucleotides. RefSeq lists its product as uncharacterized. The record is from RefSeq and is a predicted model, not a curated record. NCBI's taxonomy places the organism in Eukaryota, Ciliophora, Oligohymenophorea, Peniculida, Parameciidae. The transcript is spliced from 7 exons. Gene Ontology annotation, biological process: protein phosphorylation. Gene Ontology annotation, molecular function: ATP binding; protein kinase activity.